AUGCACAAAAAGAACCUGGAAGAUUACUUUUGUCCAUUCUAUUUCGGCGAGACUAAAUUAUCGUGCGUAAAAAAGAACGGACGGAACAAGAGGUCCACCUAUCCGAAGCGUUACAUACUAAUAAUAUCUCAUUACAUACAUAAACUAUCCCAUCGAUACUUGUACUAUCGGGGACAUUACAUCGAAUUUGGAAGGGGCGGUUCGUUUAACGUUGGAACUCGUAGGUGGGGCAUGUCAUGUUCGCACAAAACGGAAAAAAGGCCAGCAGGAUGGAGCGCAGUGACCGUGGACUGCAUGUGGAAAUGUGCCGCCGAUUAUAUUCAAAUAUAUGGAAAGUAACUACUGAUAAACAACUGCCCAUUUGCAAAUAGAAUGGCGAGAAUUAUGGCGAUCGAUGAAGGCUGUCCCUGGUGGUGUGGGUAUUAUCAAUAACUAAGAUUGUAAUGUAAACAGGAGUAAAUUGAAGGAUAACCUACCUGUCCAUGAAGGAAGCUUAUCUUAAAUAUGUAUAUUAUUUUAUAAACAUGCUGCUAUCGAACACACAAUCUAAGAUGACUCCAUUUUACACGGGAUUACAUUGAAAUAUCUCAUGCUUAGUAUGUUUUAAUGCCACGAAAGUCUUUGUGUGAGAGUGAUAUUAGUGUACGCUUAGUGUUAUCAAAGUUGAGUCAUGAAGGUUAACUGAUAAGCCGAAAUGUAAUAAUAAGUUUGACUUGUCAUGUACAUACACAUUCAUUUG
Molecule: messenger RNA, 739 nt
Organism: Mya arenaria
Lineage: Eukaryota; Metazoa; Mollusca; Bivalvia; Myida; Myidae
Source: RefSeq, a predicted model, not a curated record